This is a messenger RNA of Vavraia culicis subsp. floridensis, 507 nucleotides long. RefSeq lists its product as uncharacterized. The record is from RefSeq and is a predicted model, not a curated record. The transcript has a single exon. Lineage: Eukaryota; Fungi; Microsporidia; Pleistophoridae. The coding region runs from base 1 to 507 and encodes 168 amino acids.
AUGGGAGUUAUUCCGUUCUUCUGUAAAAGAUACCCGAAAAUUACAAUAACAAUUAGUGGCAUUGCCAUUAUCUUUGUUUGUGCUGCUGCAUAUGAGAUUUGUAAACGUCAGAAAGGCCGUUUCAACAAAGGUUCAAAGAAAAGCGCAGCGGAUCAACCGUUACCGUCUCAUGAUUGGACCGAUAACAGAAGCACAGAACUUCAUGAGACCGCUGGUGUUGGGGAUAGCACCGAAGAGAAAAUUUUGGUACGUGCUACUGAUUACAACACUGUAAGUGAUCAUUUACCAGUGUCUAGCAUAGUGGAAAAAUUAACAGGCUCGGAAAAUCUAUGGUUGAAACGAUCCAAUACACCGGUUCAGCACGUUAAUAUGAAAAUACGUUUUUGUGUACAUGUGGAUGAAAUACCUAAAUUGAAAUACGAGAAGACUCACGCACCUAGUUAUGAAAAUAAUGACAAUGUUAAACAACAGGAAAUCAAAAGCAAUCCCAGAAUAUUCUUCGAUUGA